CAAACAUCGACGAUCCUCUUUUGCUGAGAGAUACCAAUUGGAAACAGAGACGCAUAUACAGAGAAGAUAAUGAUCGAUUUUCCAUAUACUGUUGACGAUGGUGAGUAACACGACACAAGGAACGCCUGACUAUUUAUUGCUUUGKUUGUUGAAUCCUCCUCUAAUGUAGCGAUAAUCCAUUUCGGACGAUGAMUCAAUGAUUGCGAUUUUGUGCUUCCGUACUUUAAAUUCGUAUGGUUCGAAACCAAAAAUUUGCAGAGCCGACCGAGGACUGGAAAGUSGAGCAGGUAUUGCACUGGUGGUUGCUGAGAGCGAAUGCCGAGAGCGAGGCGGAAUACGAUAGAAUCGUGGAAGGACUAUCGAAACAACUCGACGAUGGCAAAAAAGAGUUAUGGGAGGCACACAAACAGGUCUCGGAAAUUAUUGGAGAAAAUGACACCAACAAUAGACACGAAAAUAGCGAGAAUGUAGAGAACCAGAGUACCCAUAGCAACUACCAGAACCAGAAGCCCGCAAUCAAUAUAGAGAAAAAGAACAGCAAACGACAAAUCAACCAGCAACCGGAAGUGAAACCGGUGAAAGCAAUAGCAGUGCCAGUGGCAUCGUCUAGAGCCACGAGGAGCCGCAAGACUGCUCCCUCCAAAGAGCCUGCUGCCGCGAUAACGUCAGAAUCGGCAACAGCCAACAAGAGACCAGACACUAUCCACAUUGACAUCAUAGCAGGUCCCUACGAGGGAGCAUUUUACGACUUACAACCAAAAAGUCGGAGUCAUGCAUGGAUUGGAAGGUCUUCUUCCGCCAAAUUUAAGGAACGAGGCAUUUCUCUGCCACAGGAUCUAGAGGUCAGCACAUCGCACGGGCGUUUUGAGGUCAAGGGAGGGAAAUUCUAUUACACCGACGUUGCCUCGACCAAUGGCACCCGCUUGAAUGGAGAAGAAUGCGAACCGAACGUGCCCUAUGAGCUCUCUCCAAAGGGCAUGACGAUCUUGGCUGGACAAACGACCAUGAAGGUGACGCUUUUGAGCUUGGCAUAGAGUAUCAAAUACAASAUUUGUAUUCAUUAUAUCCUUCACGCGAACGAAUCUGCCAUGACUAAUUAUUUAUUUACCAUGCAUAAAAUUUGUCAUAAACA
Messenger RNA from Pseudo-nitzschia multistriata, 1132 nucleotides. The record is from the annotation of a GenBank genome assembly. Lineage: Eukaryota; Bacillariophyta; Bacillariophyceae; Bacillariales; Bacillariaceae.